UUUUUUUUUUUUAAAGACGCUGGAAUUCGCGAUGAUUUUCAAUCCUGAUAGAUUGAGAGUCACAAACGGCGUCUUCCCGCUAAAAGACCGCAAACCUCACUUCUGGAAUCGUCUGUUUUCUUUCCUUACCAAGCCCACCAGCGCGACUUCGACAACACGACCCCCGACAGAGGGAAACACCCCGUGGAUCCUCGGAUUAACCGCCACGGACUGUCGGGCUGCCGUCUCUGCAGUUGUGCGCGGCGGGAUCAGAUUACUGAAGAUUGCUGGACUUCUGUGCAGAUCCGGGGUCCUCUCCGUCUCCGGGACCGCGGCGGCCCGAUGGAUCGCGUCGAGCCCAGCCCGGCGCCCCGCACCGGCGCCAACCUCACGGGCAACGCGUCGUGGCCGCCGUUCGCGAUGAGCGCCGUGGUGUCGGCCUGCGGCGCCAUGCCCGGGGGCUACAGGGCCUGGCUGUCCGUGGAGAUCGUGGCCCUGGUGGCCGGCCUCCCGGCGAACGGCGCCCUCUUCUGGCUCCUGCUGCUCAGCAAGAGCAAGUGGUCCUUCUCCCAGGUCCUGCUCGCGAACCUGGCCGGGCUGGGCGCCCUGUACUGUCUGUGCUUCCCGCUGGACGCCUACCUGGCCUUGCACCCGGGGUCGGACAGCGCCGCCGGCGCCGUGCGCGCCUUCUACGGCCUCAACCUCUUCGGCUGCCCGCUGUUCCUGAUCGUCAUCUGCCUGGAGCGCUGCGUGGCGCUGGCGCCGCCCGGCCGGCCCCGGGCCCUCGGGCACGGCUGGCACCGCCUGCUCUGCGCCGCCUCCCUCUGGGCGCUGGCCGCGUCGAUGAGCGCGUUUUCCUACCACAAGCCGUUGCAGACCACCGUCCUGAGCCUGGUCUGCUUCCUGCCCGCCGCGUUCUCUCGAUCCAAUCAGAAGAGCGUGCGCGUCACCGGGUGUAAGACACUGGAGACUCGGAGCUCCGCUUAG
Lepisosteus oculatus (spotted gar) is the source of this 966-nucleotide messenger RNA. The record is from RefSeq and is a predicted model, not a curated record. Lineage: Eukaryota; Metazoa; Chordata; Actinopteri; Semionotiformes; Lepisosteidae.